AUGACAACCCCUUUGGUGGAUAUAAAGUUCAAGGCUCUUCGUGAUCCCAGAGACCUUAAUGAAUUUACAACGUUGACGUUUAACGAUGCUUUCGGUGAACCUCCACAUGUUGAGAGCGAAUACUGCUGUUGGAACACAAGUAACACAGCGUUCACGUGCGCGCAAGGCACGUGCUACAAGAUCCUCAGCUCGCUAUGUGCAGUCCCUCUUGCAUUUCUGUACGGUCUAUGGACUGUCUCAGGCUUGACUGUUCUAUCACUGCCACCGAGUCUCAGACUUGAGACUGUUCACAAGGACUGGCACGGAGUCUCAGACUUGAGACUGUUUGCAAGCACUGCCCCGAAAUCUCCGACUUGA
Messenger RNA from Mya arenaria, 357 nucleotides. Its product is annotated as caveolin-2-like. Gene Ontology annotation, molecular function: molecular adaptor activity. NCBI's taxonomy places the organism in Eukaryota, Metazoa, Mollusca, Bivalvia, Myida, Myidae. The transcript is spliced from 4 exons. Gene Ontology annotation, cellular component: caveola. The record is from RefSeq and is a predicted model, not a curated record. Gene Ontology annotation, biological process: caveola assembly. Bases 1 to 357 code for a protein of 118 amino acids.